Molecule: messenger RNA, 1280 nt
Organism: Impatiens glandulifera
Lineage: Eukaryota; Viridiplantae; Streptophyta; Magnoliopsida; Ericales; Balsaminaceae
Product: E3 ubiquitin-protein ligase APD2-like
Exons: 7
Coding region: 45-1250 (401 amino acids)
Source: RefSeq, a predicted model, not a curated record
CUACCAUUCUUAAUUCCCAUUCCUCUCAUCUCCAUCUCUCGUAAAUGUCUCGUUAUUCGGCUGUAUCCCCGUCCACGGCGGCGCCAUGGAGGAGCAACCACAACUUCCAGACAAUGCGGUGGCAGGAAUCAUUAGCUCGCCUGCUUGCUCCUCUCACAAUCUGGAUCUGCGUUUCCGUGACCAUAAGAUAUGGGUAUUUCGCCGACCAUCGACUGGUGGUCGGACCCAACUCAUCGUGUCUACUCGACGCCAACUCCCUUUUCGUGAGCCAAGUUCAAGUCAAAGACGGAGGGAAGACAGGGGUGUCGGUUUAUGGAUUCUUCCAGAAGCCUGAAUUAACCUUUGAAUCUAAUUGGAAUGUCUCCAAAUAUUUAAUUGUAGCUUCUUAUGCCCGCAAGGGAAUAUCUUUGUGGUUAAACAAAGACUCCACAAUUCAAAUUAGAUGGGAAGUUGAUCAAUCUACCAUUUUGGAUCAUCUUCAUGUUUCUUUGACUAAAGGUGACAGAAACCAGGAGAUUAUGAACCCAACUAUGUCGUCUUCAACAUCAAAGGAAACUGAAGCCGAGUAUCACAUUGAAGAAGAUGACAAGUACUAUGUUGGAAUAAUAAAUGCAAAUCCUAGAAGCAUCAUCAUUGGAUUGAAUAUGAAUGUUACAUCCAAAAUGUACGAUACGUCAAAAGGAAAUAAUAGCGUUUGCUCCACGUUGAAUGGAUCGUGUAGCAUUGAUCUUCUCUUCCCGAGUAACCAGUUCAUCCUCGUGACCACUCCAAAUAAUGGAGAUAUAGUUGAAUGGUACAUUGAUUUGUCUUUCAUUCCUAGAAUACUAUCCUAUGCAGUCAUUCUAGGAUUUAUGGCGUUAAUGGUAUUGUUAAUAGCGAAAUACAUUGGAGCAUAUCAAGAAGAGGAGGAAACAAUACAUACUAAUGGAAAUAAUAUAAAUGCAAGCGAAACAGAUCCUUUGAUACCCGAUCAUCAAAAGUCGUAUAGACUUCCUUACGGGACUAGAGGAAACAAAGAAUUAGAAGAGGAGUCGGGAUCAUCUACAUGUAGUAGUAGCUCUUCAGAAGACUUGUACGAUGGAAAAAUAUGCGUGAUUUGUUAUGACAUGGCUCGCGAUUGUUUUUUCGUUCCGUGUGGUCAUUGCGCUACGUGUUAUGAAUGCGCUAAGAGAAUAACAGAGAGCGAUACUAGGGUUUGCCCGAUUUGUCGAAGGAUGAUUCAUAAAGUAAGGAAGUUGAUUAUUCCUUAGCCUCCAAUAUUUUUAGGGUUUUCUUGUAUC